Molecule: messenger RNA, 2346 nt
Organism: Striga hermonthica
Lineage: Eukaryota; Viridiplantae; Streptophyta; Magnoliopsida; Lamiales; Orobanchaceae
Source: the annotation of a GenBank genome assembly
AUGGAAGGGGAGCCUGACCUUCCGGACCCACCGCCGGAAGCCAAAUUCUUCAACCCCAACGCGAGCCGUCCGAUAAACAUCCAGCCGGAAUCCAUAAACCUCAGCCGCACGUUCAACACCACCUGCUCCUCCACGACUUCGUCUUCGUCUUCCUCCCCGCCGGACCUGGUCCGGCAUGUUCAAGCUGCUUUCAAGCGACAUCGUCCCUUAGGUAUGAUGCAGACAAAUGGCAUUAAGCCGAGGAGAUUCUUGGUUCCUCAGCAAGAAAGCUCAAAGGAAUCAAAUUUAAAACCGCAGUCAACAAAUGUUGUUAAAAGAAGUACAGAUGAUACUCUGCAGGGUCCCAGAUUGAGGGGCUCCAUUCCGCAGUCCAAGAUCAGUGGAGAAAACCAUGAAGCUGCAUCAAUCACUCCACCUUCAGAAUGGGGCACCAUUGUAAAUACCAACGAAGAAAAUCCUAAGGCAUUCCAUAUUCAGAGAGCUCAACCUGGACUUUCCAUUAGAUCUGGAGUCAAUGAUGCAGUUGCUUCAGGUGUUGAGCCUGGUAAUGCAGUAGCAGACGUGAGAAGGAAGGUUCAUUUUCCCAAUGAAAACAUAGCCCCAUCUCGUGAAGUCGAAUGGGAUGAUGCGGGCAACCAAGUGGAUACUUCUGCAGCUGCCAACAAGCAAGACUCGAAGCAUGAUAAUUUUCAAGGCAUGGAAAUUGAUAUUAAUAAUAAUUUCAUUAGGUCUGAGGGUGGAGUUUCGUCAACGUUGGCUAGAAGUAACAUGGGUGUACAGGAUCAAUUUCACCAAUUUGACAGUUUUCUGGAAAAUGAUUUGUGCAAUGCCAUGACCCAGUCAUCCGUGGUUGGGUCUUCUUGUGCUACAUCAACCUUAAUAAACGCCACAUCUGCUCCUAUGAUUAGUUCAACUACUUAUUGCUCCCAACACCAAACGGGUGGCGUGCAGCUUGAUGUUUCUGCUCAGCCACUUAAAUGUAUAACCAAGGAUACUGCUGGUGCAGUGCUAUCAACAGAUCAGUCAGCUUUAGCUUCACAGCAACCUAUCAGCUCUAAUACUUCAGUUCCCAUUGAAGCUAAUGAUAAAUCAUCUGGCCAGUCUAAUGGGCCACGGGGUAGUUCAGCACAGGAUUGUGAUCUUAACAAAGAUUCUUGUCAGAAAGAAAAUAUUUCGGCCAAAGGGAAUGUAACCGACGUGAAAUCUCAACCUCCUUCAUCGAAUGUGCCGCCACCGGAUGUGAAGUUGGAGAAUUCUAAGUCAGAAAAACAGGAAAGAGGUGGUGGUGGUGGUAAAGGAGCAUCUACAUCUCGUAGAAAAGGUUAUGAUCCCGACUUAUUUUUCAAAGUCAAUGGAAAGCUUUAUCAAAGACUGGGAAAGAUCGGUAGUGGUGGGAGUAGUGAGGUCCACAAGGUUAUAUCAUCGGAUUGCACGAUUUAUGCCUUGAAGAAGAUAAAGCUUCGAGGCCGUGACUAUGCAACGGCAUACGGGUUCUGCCAGGAAAUUCAAUACUUGAACAAACUCAAGGGGAAGAACAAUAUUAUUCAGCUCAUUGAUUAUGAGGUGACAGAUAAGACUUUGCUUCAGGAAGUAAUGGAUGGUUCCAUGAGUAACAAGGAUGCCAGGGUCAAAGACGAUGGGUAUAUCUACAUGGUACUUGAAUAUGGAGAAAUUGAUUUAGCACAUAUGCUUGCUCAAAAAUGGAAGGAAUUGGAAGGUUCCAAUGAAAAUGAAAUCAUAGAUGAGAACUGGCUCCGAUUUUAUUGGCAGCAAAUACUUCUAGCGGUGAACACUAUUCACGAGGAACGUAUCGUGCAUUCUGAUCUGAAACCAGCUAAUUUUCUUCUCGUGCGAGGCUCCCUGAAGCUAAUUGAUUUCGGUAUAGCCAAGGCUAUAAUGAGCGACACCACAAACAUUCAGCGCGACUCUCAGGUGGGAACACUAAGCUACAUGUCACCCGAGGCAUUCAUGUGCAACGAGACGGAUUCAAACGGGAAUACGAUAAAAUGCGGGCGCCCAUCCGAUAUCUGGUCCCUCGGCUGCAUCCUCUACCAGAUGGUCUACGGGCGGACCCCAUUUUCCGAGUAUAAGACCUUUUGGGCCAAGUUCAAGGUCAUAACCGACCCAGCCCACGAGAUAAUAUAUGAGCCUGUGAAAAACCCGUGGCUUCUUGAUCUCAUGAAGAAAUGCCUUGCGUGGGACCGCAACGCGCGGUGGAGAAUCCCUGAACUGCUCCAGCACCCUUUCCUCGUGCCAUAUAAAUUGCCCGGUCACACUUUUGGGCGGGAUAAAAAUCGUACUUUGUUUCAGUUGAUAGCUGAGUCGAGUGCGAAUGAUGAGAAGUAA